AUGGCCUGCUGCUUGGAGUCUGCACUGCUGCUGCUGCUGCUGCUGGGGUCUGCGAGCUCCGCCGGCGGGAAUCGCUGCGUGGACGCGGCCGAGGCGUGCACGGCAGACGCGACGUGCCAGCAGCUGCGCUCGGAGUACGUGGCCCGAUGCCUGGGUCAGGCGGCGCCCGGGGGCCGUGGCGGGGCCGGGGCCUGCGCGCGCUCCCGCUGCCGCCGCGCCCUGCGCCGCUUCUUCGCCCGCGGGCCUCCGGCGCUCACGCACGCGCUGCUCUUCUGCGGCUGCCGGGACCCUGCGUGCGCCGAGCGCCGGCGCCAGACCUUCGCGCCCGCCUGCGCCUUCGCGGGCCCCGGGCCGGUGCCGCCCUCCUGCCUGGAGCCCCUGGAGCGCUGCGAGCGCAGCCGCCGCUGCAGGCCCCGUCUCCUUGCCUUCCAGGCCUCGUGCGCUCCGGCGCCCGGCUCCCCCGACGGCUGCCCGGAGGACGCGGGCCCGCGCUGUCUGCACGCCUACGCAGGCCUCGUAGGCACCGUGGUCACCCCCAACUACCUGGACAACGUGAGCGCGCGCGUCGGGCCCUGGUGCGGCUGCGGGGCCAGCGGAAACCGCCUCGGAGAGUGCGAAGCCUUCCUCCAGCUCUUCACCAGGAACCCCUGCUUGGAUGGUGCCAUACAAGCCUUUGACAGCUUGCAGCCGUCAGUUCCGCAGGACUGGCAGAACCCCUACCAGAACGCUGGGCACCGUCUCCCACAGUAGGGCCGUGAGUGGCCUGGGAAGAGAUGGAGGCAGAAGCAGCCUCCAUUUUGUCCUCACCCUCAAGGUGUCCUCGCUGUCCGUACUCACUGCCCUGGCUCUCCAGGCCCUGCUCUGACUAGGAGGGCUGACCGUGGACCGACCGCACAGCUGACUGCCAUGUCCCUGGCUUGCUGCUCGCUGAACUCAAACUGCCUUGCCCUGAGGUCUGCUGUUCUUUGUAGGUCUGGACACCUGUGUGCCUGUGGCCUGGACUGAGGGCUGGGGGCUAGGGUCUGACUGAAAAGCCUCUGCUUCCCCUGUCAGUAGGCAUCUUGGUUGUUUUCUUCAUCAUCCUUGAGAUGAUCACCUGUAGAGGAGGCCUGGCUGGGCCCCUUGUGCUUAGAGAGCAGGAGAGAGACUAGCCUCCGCCUAGAAUUUGGAGCCAUCUUCUUCGGAGCAGAGAGCAUAUGGACAGACCGACAACAGGCAAGACUGCCUCCCGUUAACACUGCAGCCGACAGACCCUCCCAGGUUCCUCGGCAUUAAGCCUACCAUGGCCCAGGACUAGCACUGACGUUGCUUGCCGCCCACGGCAUUAAAGAGGGAAGCUCAGGCCCCUCCUGCUCAGCAGCCCACUGGCUCCACAGCCUUUCCCCCUGUGGUUUCCCCAGCACCAGGUGCGGCACACCACCAGCUCAAUAAACCCAUGUGCACUGAGAGCAGCCUGGUUUCUCUGUCAUCUGACCGGAAUAUGUGGACUCCUGUGUGGCCUUGGAUACCCCGGAACUCUUCUUGAGUCUGAAUACCUGAGAAUGAACACACCCAGCAGCCAACCACUGAGACUUUCUGAGUGCACGUAUUUGCAGCUCCUUUGCACACUCAAAGCUGAUGUUUGCUGGUAUUAUCAGCCGCCCCUGGCUUCAGUCAUGUCUCUCCUAAGUGUAAACAGGUCAGAGUGGUUGGAGCAAAUGGCUGGGCAAGCUGGGCUUCAGGCACAUCUGUCUCUAGGGUUCAGGGAUCUUGAGAUUGCUAGGCAGGUUAGGAAG
Psammomys obesus (fat sand rat) is the source of this 1775-nucleotide messenger RNA. It is a transcript of the gene Gfra4, whose product is annotated as GDNF family receptor alpha 4. NCBI's taxonomy places the organism in Eukaryota, Metazoa, Chordata, Mammalia, Rodentia, Muridae. Gene Ontology annotation, biological process: nervous system development. The record is from RefSeq and is a predicted model, not a curated record. Gene Ontology annotation, molecular function: glial cell-derived neurotrophic factor receptor activity. The transcript has 6 exons. Gene Ontology annotation, cellular component: external side of plasma membrane; signaling receptor complex.